This is a messenger RNA of Lachancea fermentati, 1062 nucleotides long. NCBI's taxonomy places the organism in Eukaryota, Fungi, Ascomycota, Saccharomycetes, Saccharomycetales, Saccharomycetaceae. The record is from the annotation of a GenBank genome assembly.
AUGAGUUCAGAAGAUAGCGGCUGCGAUCAAAAUGACGACCUUGGCACUAGAAAGCUGACCAAAAGUGAUAAAGCCGUUAUAAGAACUGCAAACGAGCUGCUAGAAUCACUGGAACAAACACAUAGAAAUGACCUAGCACUGCAUUUAUACUCUACAUAUCUUCUGAAGCACCUCCUACGUGCAGCUAAUAGAAAGCAUUCGCAGCUUGAAACAGAUGUUUUCAUAAAGACUCAGAUAAAGGAUAACUGGACCUCCUGGCCUAACCCAUAUACCGUUAUUGACCCAAAGACCAAUAAAAUAUUCGAAGAUUUCCAUGACGACGAAACUGAGGAAGUAAUUAAUGCAGGAGAGAUCUCAGCUGAAGGUCUAAAGCAUGCAUCAGAGAUGUUGAAUUUAGAAAUAGAUGCUAUCUGGCAGCGUCUACUAUCAAAAUCCGCUGCUAAGUAUGGCAACACUUUGGAUGUUGAUAGAAUGAGAAUUCCUCGUCACUGUAGUUCUGAGAUAUUGAACAAAUUAGAUCACUUCUUUGAGGGCCUUCACAAUAAAGUUGCUCAGCUGAGUAAACUGGAGUUGUCACAGACUGCCAAUUCAACACAAAUUACACUAAGUAAAGAAAGCAAAAAUCACCCCAUUCAUAUGAAUAAGAAAAUUAAGCUGAACUAUAGGGAUAUUAUUUCACAAGGAUGCCAAAUGGGGGAGGAUAUGUCAAGUAUUUAUAUGAAAUCGCUGGAACUGUACAACGAUAUACCCUCUCGUUUUAGAAAAUCUCCAUUUAAAUUAAACAAAUCAGAACUACAAAAGUAUGCAACAAAACCUCGAGGUGAGGCAAAUUGUAGAGCUUCUAAGAAGUUGAGGAAUGAAUACAUUUCAAUCAAGAAACUUAUAAAAGAAAGGAGACUUAAUUUUGAAACUAGAAAUCUUCUAAGGAAAGUACAACUAUCACAAAGUGACUUUCUACUCGAUAAAAAAACUUUCUAUGUGGUAAGAGGGUAUGAGAAUGACGGCGAUACUGCAGAAUCUAGUAUUGAAAUAAAAGAUUAUUUGGUUGAUACAGAUAACUAA